AGAAAUACACAACAAACUCAAGAGAACGUGAUUAUGGAGCAUCUAUUAACUGUCUUAUUUUGAAAAUAAAUAGUAGUUUUAGCAGAUAAUGUGAAGUCACAGUUUUCUACCAGUGACAAACACAUGUCCAGUAAAAUAUAAGUCAGGUCAUGUUCUGUACUUCAUGUCACUGUGUCCUACACGUGACCCUGACCCUGAGCCUCAGGUUUCUGUUAAAUCUGAACAUAAAACCUGCGCAGGUCUAAUCAUGGAUCUAUAACGAAUCUAAUACAUGUGUCUGUACUUCCGCCUGUCGAGUCACGUGACUGUGGUGCACGUGAUUCACUCGUUCACUCGCAGCGUCAGGUGAUUCACUCGCAGCGUCAGGUGUUUGGGGCUCGCGGUGCAGUUGGAGCUGUUCACAGAACAGUCUGGUUCGUUUGGUCGGUGCUAUGGAAGUCCAGAUGCGGCGGCGGGGGCGGCGGUACCGGUUCGGUCCGCUCUUGUGUCUCUUCAGCCUGAGCCUCAGAAGUGUGUCCGGAGUUUGGCCGUUUCCUCAGAGUUUCUCUUCUUCCCCGGAGCGUUUCUCUCUUCAGCCCGACGCUUUCUCCUUCACGUACGGACCUGAGUCUGCGGCCGGUACCGGUACCGGAGCGGGCUGCUCGGUGCUGGACGAGGCGUUCGUCAGAUACUUCCGCCUCAUCUUUCCGGAUUAUUUCCACAAACAACGUCCGUCUCUGCGUCCGGCCCCAGACUCGUCCUUCACGUUGGUGGUCAGCGUGGAUCAGGACGAGUGCGACGGUUACCCCACUCAAGACUCUUCAGAACGCUAUAAUCUGAGUGUGACGGUGGGAGGCGGAGCUCUGAAUGCAGAGUCAGUGUGGGGAGCUUUAAGAGGUCUGGAAUCCUUCAGUCAGCUCGUCUAUCAGGAUCACUCUGGCACCUAUUACAUCAACAAAACGGUCAUUGAGGACUUCCCUCGAUUUCCAUUCCGUGGGAUUUUGUUGGACACCUCACGUCACUAUUUGCCUUUACAUGCCAUAUUACAAACUCUGGAUGGAAUGGCCUACAGUAAGUUCAACGUGUUUCACUGGCACAUCGUGGACGAUCCGUCUUUUCCGUACCAAAGUAGAACGUUUCCGGACCUGUCCAGUAAGGGGGCGUACCAUCCCUUCACCCACAUCUACACGCAGACAGAUGUGAGGAAGGUCAUCGCUCAUGCCCGUCUGCGUGGCAUCAGAGUUCUGCCGGAGUUUGAUUCUCCUGGGCACACCAGCUCCUGGGGCAAAGGGCAGCCGGAUCUGCUGACUCCGUGCUACAGCGGAUCUUCUCCUAACGGGAGGUUUGGUCCAGUCAAUCCGUCCUUGUCCUCCACCUUCCAGUUCAUGUCCACUUUAUUUAAGGAAGUGUCUCUGGUGUUUCCAGACUCCUUCAUCCACCUGGGAGGAGACGAGGUGGACUUCACCUGCUGGAAGUCAAACCCUGAUGUUGUGGCGUUUAUGAAGAAAAUGGGAUUUGGGACGGACUUCACUAAACUGGAGGCGUUUUACAUGGAGAGUAUCGUGAACAUCACCACGGCCCUCAACAGAACCGCCAUCGUGUGGCAAGACGUGUUCGACUACCAUGAAAAAAUCCCAAAGGACACUGUGCUUCACAUCUGGAAGGGCGUCCCCGCUGCGUACCAGGCCGAGCUGGAGCGCAUCACCAAAGCGGGCAUGAGGGUGAUCCUGGCCGCGCCCUGGUACAUCAACCACAUCAGCUACGGGCAGGACUGGCGCACGUACUACGGCGUCCGGCCUCUCAACUUCACCGGUUCAGAGGAGCAGAAGAAGCUGGUGAUCGGUGGAGAAGUGUGUAUGUGGGGAGAGUAUGUGGACGCCACCAACCUGUGUCCUCGAAUGUGGCCCAGGGCCAGUGCUGCUGCAGAGAGGCUGUGGAGCGAUGAGAAGCAGACGUCCAGUGUGAAGGAGGCCUUCCCUCGGCUCCAGGAGUUCCGCUGCAGGUUGCUCAGGCGCGGCAUCCGGGCAGAACCUCUGUCUGUGGGCCACUGCCAACACGAGUACCAGGGCAUCUGACCUGAAGAGCAUCUGACCUGAAGAGCAUCUGACCUGAAGAGCAUCUGACCUGAAGAGCAUCUGACCUGAAGAGCAUCUGACCUGAAGACCAUCUGACCUGAAGAGCAUCUGAUCAUCUGACCUGAAGAGCAUCUGACCUGAAGACUCUGACCUGAAGACCAUCUGACCUGAAGACCAUCUGACCUGAAGACCAUCUGACUUGAAGAGCAUCUGACCAUCUGACCAUCUGAUCAUCUGACCUGAGGACCAUCUGUGAAUCAUCACUUCGUUCAAUCAGAAUCUUUUCCAUUUUCUACAGAAUCUUUUUUGCACCAAGAACUUCAAUGUGACUGACUCUAAACUAAAGAUGUGAUCCUGGAUUUUUAGGGUUAGGGUUCUUCAGACGUCUGUGGAUCUCCUUUGGUCGUCUUCUUCAGACGUCUGUGGAUCUCCUUUGGUCGUCUUCUUCAGACGUCUGUGGAUCUCCUUUGGUCGUCUUCUUCAGACGUCUGUGGAUCUCCUUUGGUCCUCUUCUUCAGACGUCUGUGGAUCUCCUUUGGUCGUCUUCUUCAGACGUCUGUGGUUCUCCUUUGGUCGUCUUCUUCAGACGUCUGUGGUUCUCCUUUGGUCCUCUUCUUCAGACGUCUGUGGAUCUCCUUUGGUCGUCUUCUUCAGACGUCUGUGGAUCUCCUUUGGUCCUCUUCUUCAGACGUCUGUGGAUCUCCUUUGGUCGUCUUCUUCAGACGUCUGUGGAUCUCCUUUGGUCGUCUUCUUCAGACGUCUGUGGAUCUCCUUUGGUCGUCUUCUUCAGACGUCUGUGGAUCUCCUUUGGUCCUCUUCUUCAGACGUCUGUGGAUCUCCUUUGGUCGUCUUCUUCAGACGUCUGUGGAUCUCCUUUGGUCCUCUUCUUCAGACGUCUGUGGAUCUCC
Messenger RNA from Boleophthalmus pectinirostris (great blue-spotted mudskipper), 2962 nucleotides. It is a transcript of the gene hexa, whose product is annotated as hexosaminidase A (alpha polypeptide). NCBI's taxonomy places the organism in Eukaryota, Metazoa, Chordata, Actinopteri, Gobiiformes, Gobiidae. The record is from RefSeq and is a predicted model, not a curated record. The transcript has 13 exons. The coding region runs from base 432 to 2054 and encodes 540 amino acids. Gene Ontology annotation, biological process: glycosaminoglycan metabolic process; carbohydrate metabolic process; ganglioside catabolic process. Gene Ontology annotation, molecular function: beta-N-acetylhexosaminidase activity. Gene Ontology annotation, cellular component: membrane.